GAGUUGAGAUGACUUUUCUAUUUCCAAAUUGCUUUCUUUCUUCAACAGGUGGAUAAAUACAAAAGCCGUACAUGCUGACAAUGUAUGUACAGCGACAAGCCGUAAGCAGAGCCACCGUAGCGCAACCUCCAGCCAAUGGGAAGGCACGGCCCAGAUUUUGCGCUCCCGGGCGCCCCCAAUCACAAAUUGCCAUCUCAUUUCCGAUAAGGAUUUCGCGGGCCCUUUAGUCCACGUCACUCUCGCAGCGCGCCCAGAUUCAAAUAUUUGAAAACUUCGAAUAUCAGGGCUUUCCAGUGGGGACCGUAGCAUGGACCCAUACGCUGCUCUCUCUGGGUCGCUGUCCACUCUUUUUUCUCUCCCUUUGUAAUUGAAGCUGCUACCGCGACUGCUGGAGCCAAAGUUUUAUUUUGCCCCUCGCCCACCUCUGGACAAUCUUCUGCCACUGUUCUCUCGCUCGCCAAUAAUCAAUCCCAUCAAAAGCGGUGAGCAGCACUAGCAGCAGCUGAACGAGCGAGCGAGCUUUGCUUUCGAGCCCUCCUGUUCCUCGCUUAAAAGCUGUGACGCGGUUUUGAUCUCUCCUCCUGUGUGUCACUCUGCCAUGUCCUCGACUGCCGCGAUGAUUUGAUGCGAUAUCGAUGUGAUCUUCUUUCCCUUUGCCUUUCUCCUUCCCUGUAAGUAGCCCGAGCUUCCCAUUGGCUUGAGCAACUGGCGCGUGCUCGGCGGAGGGGAUAACACCUUUCCACAAUUCCUCUCGGACAGCUUCAAGGCUUCUCUGCUUCUUCUUCUCUUUCUUAGCGCCUGUCGGUGCGAGAACGCUGAGGUUGUUAUAAGCAGGAGAUAUGGAAAAGGCGAGUAGUACCUCCAAGUCUAGUAGUAAUCUGGCCGCCACGGCCAUGGCAAUAGCAGGAAGAGCUCUCCGUCCCUGUGAUGUCUGCGGUCGUGAGCGAGCGAAAUGGUUUUGCAAGGCGGACGAGGCGUACCUGUGCGAGAACUGUGAUGGUUCCGUCCAUGGAGCCAACGCCGUCUCUCUUCGCCACGAGCGCUUCCGUAUGGGUCCAAAUGGUAUGCUCAUGAAGAACGUCAAGCGGGUGUCUAAGUUCCAGCUCGCGGAGGAUAUCUCUCCCACGAACUCUGCUGCUGCUGUUACUGCUGCUUGUGCCAAGGAUAGCCACUGUCCCCCGAGGAAGAAGCCCAGAUCAAGUCGUUCCCAUUCUCUCGGAUCAAAUUCCUCCAAGGAGAGUGGCAAAGUUAAAGCAGAGCCGAAGAGUCCCAAGGAGUACGCAGCCGAAUUCCAGCCUUGCCAGGAGUCUUCUCACGAGGUUCCCAUCUUUGAUCCACUUCUCGAAGACUUUGCAGCCAGUGAUGAUAAUUCACUGGGAUGUACUGUCCCCUGUGCCACUCCACCCGACGAAGACGACGAGGAGAUGUGCUUCACCGUGCCAGACGACUGUGAUCUCGACGGCUUCCUCGACAGCGAAGCAGAUCUGGGCGUUAUGGACGGGAUCAUCUCGGGAACCAUUGAAAUGGACGGAAUUGCAGACCUUGGGGACGUACUAGGCGAGUCCGAGUGCAAAACUUUCACGCACGACAGCUUCGGCAUCGACUUCCCGGCGAUCUUCCACAGUCCCUCCCCGAACAGCGAUGGAUCCGUCGCAGAUGCCUUUGACUCUGCUGAUGCCGUGAAAGUAAAGACCGAGGAGGCCGAGGAGCUGGACAAGAUCAAGCUGGAAGUCGACGAGAUGCUCGGCUUUGCGUUCAGUUCCGCCAGCACAGUCAAGGAAGAGGAGGUCGAGAAGAAGAUCACGCUGAAGCUUGACUACGAGGACGUCCUCAAUGCAUGGUCUGAUCGAGGGCCUUUCUGGACGGAGGGACCUCGGCCUCAAACAGUUCCAGACGAUUCUCUCUUUGAUCCCGCGAGUACCUUGGACUAUGGACUGGUUCCCGAUUUUUGCAUGGAAAGUACGGAAGUUGAGGCGGUUGGACAGGUACCGGUUGUAAACUUCGGGGAGGAUAGACUUACUCCACAAGGCGGAAGAGAAGCUCGUGUCAUGAGAUACAGAGAAAAACGGAGAACUCGACUGUUUUCCAAGAAGAUCCGCUACGAGGUCCGGAAACUCAAUGCUGAAAGAAGGCCACGGCUAAAGGGUCGCUUUGUAAAAAGAACCAACAGCACGCCCCACGCCUGAAGCCUUCGAAUUCCUCUUUUAACAUAGCUGAGAUCAUGUAUACUAGCGGCACUGCCCUGUUACAAAUAUGUAACUCAAAUGUGUCCCCAAUGAGAGCAUGAUGUACCUAUUCAUCGAGAGUAACGGAAAAAAGGAACGAGAAACUUAGAAGCCAAACCUUGCAGUGUACAUUCUAUAUACUAUAAAAAGUACCAUACUGUACCUCCUAGAA
Selaginella moellendorffii is the source of this 2397-nucleotide messenger RNA. Its product is annotated as zinc finger protein CONSTANS-LIKE 6. The transcript is spliced from 3 exons. Bases 840 to 2186 code for a protein of 448 amino acids. Gene Ontology annotation, biological process: regulation of DNA-templated transcription. Gene Ontology annotation, cellular component: nucleus. Lineage: Eukaryota; Viridiplantae; Streptophyta; Lycopodiopsida; Selaginellales; Selaginellaceae. The record is from RefSeq and is a predicted model, not a curated record. Gene Ontology annotation, molecular function: protein binding; zinc ion binding.